Carica papaya (papaya) is the source of this 468-nucleotide messenger RNA. The record is from RefSeq and is a predicted model, not a curated record. NCBI's taxonomy places the organism in Eukaryota, Viridiplantae, Streptophyta, Magnoliopsida, Brassicales, Caricaceae.
CUGAAAUACUAUUUUGUUUAUGGCAUAAUAGAAUAAUUUCAUUGCAAAAGCUUCGUAUUGCUGUGCAAAGAAUACGAAUAUGGUGCGUUCUAAGGCUGCAUCAAAAAAGCAGCAGAAGCGCGGAAUUGAUUUUAAGAAAAUAAAGCGGAAGCUUGGAAGAAAAUUGCCACCCCCAAAAAAUGCUACAGAUACUCAAAUCAAAUCCAGAGCUAUUAUACUUCCUGAACAGAGUGUGGCAGCAGAAAAGACAGGUUUAGCUGUGAGCAAGAAAGGCUUGACGUUGAAAGAACUGCUUCAACAGACAUCCCACCACAAUGCCAAAGUUCGUAAAGGUAUUCUCUUGUAUUUGAGCUGAAGAAAAUUCUCUUAAGAGAUAUUUUGUUGGUGUUCAAGGUUCAUUUGUAGGCCCUUUUUAAGUAAAACUUUUUGUUUCAUUUGUGAGGAAGAAUUAAAAUUUUAGUCCCAUUG